Messenger RNA from Didymosphaeria variabile, 1401 nucleotides. RefSeq lists its product as uncharacterized. The transcript has a single exon. The record is from RefSeq and is a predicted model, not a curated record. The coding region runs from base 1 to 1401 and encodes 466 amino acids. Lineage: Eukaryota; Fungi; Ascomycota; Dothideomycetes; Pleosporales; Didymosphaeriaceae.
AUGUUCUCGAAUCGCCGAGCUGUCCGCCCGCUGCGACCUAUCGUGGUCGUCGUCGUCCUGUGUGGCCUCUACUGGGUCAGCGGCUUCCCCCGAACCUAUGAUGAUGACGAAUUGCCUCCGAGCCAGCAGAGCCAACGAAUGAGCACUUCCAGCGCCGUUGAAUCUGACCAGCUUAUUGUCUCGAUCAAAACUACCACUUCCAACGCGUGGACAGAGCUACCGCCGCUGCUGGUGCUCACGGACCCCGCAUACCACGACUCGUUGCUGUUGAUGGGAGAUUUCCGGCUCAAUCUGGGACCUUUCAUCGUGGAAGAUGUGCUGGACCGAUAUACAGAGAGCUUUGUGGAAGAUAAUCCAGAGAUGGACCGGUAUCGGAAGACACUCGAAUUCGCCGACAGUAGCGUGGACUUUGUAGAGCUAAAGGAGAAGGACUCCCGCAAGGAGAAGGACGUGCUGGCGCAAUUGGACAAGUACAAAAUGCUGCGAUGGGUAGAGCGGACGUGGCUGUUGCGGCCUCAGAGGCAGUGGUUCCUCCUCACGGAACCUGAUGUCUACCUCAACCGGCCGAACCUGCUCUCUUGGCUUGGAAGUUAUGAGUCCAGCGAAUACCAUUUCUUCGCCAACAAGCCCGCUCCUGACGCUGGCCACACGGUCAUCUUAUCGCACGCCGUCAUGAAGGCGAUCAUAGUGGACAACCCAGACUUGAUCCCUUACUAUGAUAACAACAUUCGGAGCCACAAGAAUGCCUUCGAGGUUCUAACCACUGUGCUUUCUUCCACGCUUGACGUCAGCCCAAAUGCGACUUGGCCCAGCAUCUCAGAGUACAAUCCCGCCACGGCACCAUACGGGCUCGGACUAUGGUGCGAACCCGUCCUGACAAUGUCCAAGAUGACGACCGACCUCCGCAACGAAAUGUGGCGCUUCGACCGCGAUAGACGGGACCAGCAGAACAACGACGCGCUAUGCUUCGCAGACCUCUGGUUCCGCUUCAUGCAGCCCGAGAAUCUUGACGACCCCAGAGACGACUGGGACAAUCUAUCUUCGGGCCCCGGCUACGGACAGUGGAACAUCCUCUUCGACCGCAGACGCCAACGCAAAUCGGACAAAAAUCCAGGUAGAGCCAAGCCUGGGGAGGCAUCAUGGGAAGCGUGUCGCGACUCGUGCAGCGAGAACGAGUUUUGCGUGCAGUGGUCAUACUCAUCUCUGCCGAUGCCGAACAACAAUGAGAACGGCGACACAAAGUGCCAUCUGAGCAGGAGCAUGAAGUUCGGCUACCACGUCGCCCCGCAAGAGAAGGAACGCUCCGGGAAGUGGGCGACGCUGGUGUGGAAGAGCGGCUGGGAGAAGGAGAGAUUCCAGAGCUGGGCGAGGCAGCAGAGAUGCAAGAAGCAGCAGAAUUGA